This is a messenger RNA of Syngnathus typhle (broad-nosed pipefish), 1604 nucleotides long. Its product is annotated as gastrula zinc finger protein XlCGF52.1-like. NCBI's taxonomy places the organism in Eukaryota, Metazoa, Chordata, Actinopteri, Syngnathiformes, Syngnathidae. The record is from RefSeq and is a predicted model, not a curated record. The transcript is spliced from 4 exons. The coding region runs from base 218 to 1414 and encodes 398 amino acids. Gene Ontology annotation, molecular function: DNA-binding transcription factor activity; RNA polymerase II cis-regulatory region sequence-specific DNA binding. Gene Ontology annotation, biological process: regulation of transcription by RNA polymerase II.
CUGCAACGACGAAAGAGAAAAUGUUUGCAAGGACCACAGCAAAGUACGUAGAGGAAAAGGACCGUGGUCCUCAACAACUGGAAGAUCUUUGGCUGCAGCCUUAUGUUGUGUUGCACAGAACCUCAGUGAAGCGAUUCGGCCUGAACAGCAGGAGCAGGAGCGCAUUCGCAUUAAAAAGGAAGAUGUGGGCAAAGAGGUCCACCACUUGAAUGAACAAAUGGAGCAGACAUUUCUUUGCGCUAUAAAAGAGGAGGAAGAGCCAGAGCUGCCUUGUAUUAAAGAGGAGAGAGAAGACUCUUGCAACAUUAAAGAGGAGGGAGAAGACUCCUAUGACAUUAAAAAGGAGGAAGAAGAGGAGGAGAUUUGCAAGGUGCCAUUGACUGGUGUACCUGUGACGAGUUUAGAUGAGGGUCAACAUGAAAUGAGCAAAGUGGCGGAGCCUCCAAACUGCAGUUCAAGUCAACAAAUGACCAGAGAAGACCUCAGUGAACAGCAGGAGCAAGAGCGCAUUCACAUUAAAAAGGAAGAUGAGAGCAAAGAGGUCCACCACUUGAACGAACAAAUGGAGCAGACAAUUCUUUGCGCUAUAAAAGAGGAGGAAGAGCCAGAGCUGCCUUGUAAUAAAGAGGAGAGAGAAGACUCCUGCGACAUUAAAGAGGAGGGAGAAGACUCCUGUGACAUUAAAAAGGAGGAAGAAGAGGAGGAGAUCUGCAAGGUGCCAUUGACUGGUGUACCUGUGACGAGUUCAGAUGAGGGUCGACAUGAAAUGAGCAAAGCGAAGGAGAAACGGUUUUCCUGCUCAGUUUGUGGCCAAAGAUUCUCUAAUAGGGGACAUUUAAACACGCACACUAGAAUCCACACUGGCGAGAAACCUUUUUCAUGCUCAAUUUGUGGCAAAAGAUUCUCUCACAGGGGACAUUUAAAUAAGCACACAAGAACCCACACUGGCGAGAAACCUUAUUCAUGCUCAAUUUGUGGCAAAAUAUUCUCUGCCAAUGGAAACUUAAAAAAGCACACACAAAUCCACACUGGUGAGAAACCUUUUUCAUGCUCAGUUUGUGGCAAAAGAUUUCCUGCGAAGAGAUCUCUAACAAGUCAUACAAGAACCCACACUGGUGAGAAACCUUUUCCAUGCUCAGUUUGUGGCAAAAGAUUCAAUGACAAGGAAUACUUAAAAAAGCACACAAGAAUCCACACUGGUGAGAAGCCUUUUUCAUGCCCAGUUUGUGGCAAAAGAUUUUCUGUGAAGGGAUAUCUCCCACUUCAUAUAAAACUUCACGCUGGUGAAAAACCUUUUUCAUGCACAGUUUGUGGCAGAAAAUUCUCUCUGAAGGGAACCUUAAAAACUCAUACAAGAAUCCACACCCGGUUGCCUGGUCAGUCACCUGCCAAAGAGUCUAUUGAGAAUUCCUAGUGGGUUGGGGAGAUGAGCUAUGAUCCGUGAAGUUUUCACCUUCCGUUUGAGCGGACUUCAUGAGUUUUUGCAUCGAUGAUAAUUCAAUUCAAAGUACCUUUUGAUUGGGAUGCUGAGGUCCUUCACCACUGUUCUGAUUUUGGUUGUAAUGAAUUUGAAAAUAAAGUGAACCGGCCUGGGGAUGAUAAUA